AUGCGUGCCUAUCUGUUGCUCAUUUUUGCUCUGGUGGGAUGCACCUUUGCUGGUGUACAUCAGAUUCCUCUCGUCAAGGUCGAAUCGCUGAGAACGAAAAUGAUUCGCGAGGGCACCUGGGCCCGCUACGUCCAGAUGAAGAACGUCGCACGAUUCGCGAAAGCAAUGAUGACGAACGGUGUUUCCGUAACCGAUUUUGAAGACGAAGAGUAUGUUGGAAAUAUCACCAUUGGAACACCAGGACAAACUUUCCGAGUGGUACUUGAUACUGGAUCGGCCAAUUUGUGGGUUGCAGAUUCCUCGUGUGGCAAAAGCUCACGAAGCUGUGACAAUCCCUUGUGCAUUUUUUGCUCUCUUACUUGCAAUGACCGCCGCUGCUGCACCCAGUCAGUAGGCAAUUCGGAUUCCUGUGCCAGCAAGCAAACCUUCGAUGCAUCCGAAUCGAGUUCGUAUUCGGUUGAUGGACGACGAUGGUCCAUUACAUAUGGUUCCGGCAUGGCAUCUGGUUAUCUUGGUAAAGAUAUUGUGCGUAUCGGCUCACCAGGAACGCAGCAACUAGUGAUACCUAACACUGUAUUCGCCCAAGCAGACGUACUAUCGCCGUCCUUCGAUGGGAGCCUUGCAGUGGAUGAUGUCACACCUCCGUUUCAACGUGCAAUAGAACUAGGUCUAGUCGAACAGCCUCUGUUUACCGUAUAUCUGAAGCAUAACACAGAGCAGUCAAACGUCAACGGCGGAGUGUAUACAUAUGGUGGAAUCGACAAGACAAACUGUGGACCCAUCAUUGCUUACGAAGAUCUUUCGUCGGCCACAUACUGGCAGUUUUCGAUGACGGGCGUGAAAUCCGGCACCUACAAGGCGGCAGCUAACUGGCAAGUGAUAUCCGACACAGGCACUUCAUUCAUCGGUGCUCCUAGUUCUGUUGCACAGUCGCUUGCAAGAGAGAACGGAGCAAUGGUAAGAUUGUAA
This is a messenger RNA of Angiostrongylus costaricensis, 969 nucleotides long. The record is from the annotation of a GenBank genome assembly. Lineage: Eukaryota; Metazoa; Nematoda; Chromadorea; Rhabditida; Metastrongylidae.